Molecule: messenger RNA, 1623 nt
Organism: Kwoniella mangroviensis CBS 8507
Lineage: Eukaryota; Fungi; Basidiomycota; Tremellomycetes; Tremellales; Cryptococcaceae
Exons: 7
Coding region: 1-1623 (540 amino acids)
Source: RefSeq, a predicted model, not a curated record
AUGUCCACGACCACUACAACAACCACCUCACAAAAUCAACCAUUCACGUUAACAUUGAGCACCAGUCAUUUCCCACCUUUCACAUUCACACCUUCACCUACCAAGCCUAGCUCUUCUCCCUCAUCCCGUUGGGCGACUAUACCCACCUGUCCUGCAUCGACACCUUCCCGACAUAUCAAUCAGAAAGACAUAUCAAAAUCACAAUCGUCAGGUACAAUUAACAGGGAGAAGACGAUGUCAAUGGACAGAGAUAGAUUAUCGAUCGAUACUUUCACUUCUGUCAUAGAGAGAGAUACGGUGUAUUCCAGAGCUAGUACUGUUGCAGCCAUUCUCCGAUCACUUGGAUCAUCGACAUCGGAACGAGAACAGGGUAUAAAUGCACUCUGCGGUUAUAUAGAAGGGAAGAAGGGGAAGGGCAAGAACGAAGAGGAGAUAAGAAAGAAAUUGAAUGUACUGGAAAGUAUGGUAUCUGCAGAUCUUGGAGAAAUAUUUGUGAAAGCCUCCCUUAGAUCGGGUCUUGCACGGAAGACCACCCAUCCCCCACCUCCUUUCAUCCCUCCCGCGGAGGAAAGUCCCAGACCGGAUAAUUCACCAAUAACUUAUACUUCACCUUCUUUCACCUUCUCCUUCUCGCCCGUCUCGUCUUCUUCAUCCUUUGCCACAGAAUCAGGAUCGAUCUCGAUUUCCAAUUUCGGAUAUAAUCCCUCGACCUCUUCUAUUACGCCUUCAUCAUCAUCUUCCCCGCCACCUCUGACAUCUUCUUCUUCUCCACAUACUUCUAUACCAUUCACCCCUUAUUCGCCCUUCGCCCGGGCCCAUACUCUGACCAGCUCGAGUACAUCUAGUGCAUCUUCGCUGGGUAGAGCACCUACUUUACUUAGUCCUCUGGCUAUUGGCGGAUGGGGCAGAUCAUGGGAAAGACCAUUACUGAGAAGCAACGACGAUGAUCGUAAAUCGUCUUCGAGGCAGAAGAUGGUAUUCGAUGGGAUAUCAUUGAAAAAUUUCCCAAAUCCACCGGAUCAUAUACCUUCACCGUCCAGUCCUGGUCCCGAUGAAGCAGGCAAGAUCGAUACUCGUUCUGAGAAACAUAUAUUCACUAGGGAAUUUCUCGAUUCGAAUAGAAUAUCGCGAUUUUUUCACGUUGAUAUUGAUGAUACGACGCAUGAUUUAUCACCUACGAAAUCCACCUCACAUACGUUAGAUCAAUCAUGGUUAUCACUUAGUAUAUCCGAUGUGGAUGAUAAGUCUUCAGUGGGAUUACCGAGUGCUGGGUUACCUGAUUCCACGCCCACUUCCACUAGCAGUGAGACUGGGAGUGGGGCGUUCGAAUGGGAUAGGAUCAUACAGAGUCAGUCAGCCAUGGGCGUGGGGAUGGGGUUGGACGAUGAGAGGACCGUAACGGGUAUUGAAUCUAGUAGAUGGUCGGCGGUAAUCUCGAAUGUUGAAGAGAUCGCAUCAUCACAAGAUCGUUCUGAACUUGAUAAAGGUCCUACAGAAGCCUCGUUACUGCGAGAUGCAUACCUUAGCAUGAUCAAUACCCCACCGUUGAUCAAAAUACCAGGACCGGAACAGGGCGAUUCACAUACUAUCUUAAUGGCUUAUGCUCAACCAGCCGCUGCGUGA